Molecule: messenger RNA, 384 nt
Organism: Microthlaspi erraticum
Lineage: Eukaryota; Viridiplantae; Streptophyta; Magnoliopsida; Brassicales; Brassicaceae
Source: the annotation of a GenBank genome assembly
AUGUUGAAGUUUCUAUCAAAAGUAAGAGUUGAGUACAACACAUUGGAUCCAAGACUCGCGUCUUGCGUCGAGUUCUUAGCUCAAUGCAAUGCAAGAAAGGCAAAAGAUUCGAAUCCUAAUUGUCAGGUUCUGGUGAAACGCAGAACAGAUGAUCAGCCACCGCAGAUCACAGUCACGUUUGUCAAUGGCGUCGAGGAAGCUUUCGAUGCAGCGGCUACUUCAGCUCAGUCGAUCAGAAAGAUGAUUCUAGAUAAAGGUCAGUAUCUGGAGACAGAGCAAAUGUUCCGUGAAGCUGGAGAGCAAUGGCCUGUGAUGAUUCCUGAUGAAGAGCUUCGCCAAGAAGCUCCUGGUGUUAAGCCGAGAAAAGCAGAGGACAAGAAGUAA